This is a messenger RNA of Lodderomyces pseudojiufengensis, 561 nucleotides long. RefSeq lists its product as uncharacterized. The coding region runs from base 1 to 561 and encodes 186 amino acids. The transcript has a single exon. The record is from RefSeq and is a predicted model, not a curated record. Lineage: Eukaryota; Fungi; Ascomycota; Pichiomycetes; Serinales; Debaryomycetaceae.
AUGAGGUCUUCAAGUUUGUUCACAAGUUUUUUAUUUUCAUUACAAGUCUAUGCUCAAAUUAAAACUUUAAAUUUAUUUGCCAGAGUUUUAGAUGACGCUAAUGAAUUGAGCAGUAAAUUCGCUGAUGCUCCAAUUUAUAUUGAUCUUGAUACUCCAGGUUCAAAAUUAUUAGAAGUUGAACCAAAUGACGGAAGUUCAAAAAGAAAAAGAGCUCAAAAUGAAUUUGAAUUUGAAUUUGAUGAGGAAUUACAAGAUGUUUUUAAAUUAGUUUCAGAUCAAGAAAGAUUAGAAUUAAAUGCUGAAGGAGAAAUUUUACAAAUGACAAGUUUUGUAAAACCAUUAAUUACUUAUUUAAUUGAUUUGAAAAGUGGUUUAUUAGAAAAAUUAUUACAAUUUUUAGGUAUCAGUGGAUUAAAUAUUGUUGAAAAUUUAAAAGCAGGUCUGGAACCAGCAUAUAAUGUUGUUACCAAUAAAUUACAAGUUAUUGGUAAAAAAUCAAUACCAAUUGAUAUUGUUGCAAGACAAAAAGUUGAUCCAAAAACAACUUUCAAAAUCAAAUAA